GCUAAGAGCGCGGGCCAAUGGGCGACUGCGCUCGUCUCCCUGCUCCACUGCGAGCCAAUCAGGACCGGCGCUCGAAGGAGCGCGCAUGCGCGGGUGGCGGCGGGUUCGCGGCGGUUUUGCUGUGUGGUGGUCCGCAGCUGCCCUUUUCUCCCGCGAGCCCUGAGCGUGCAGGGACCAUGCAGAAGGCCUCGCGCCUGCGGAGAGAGCUGAGCCUGUUGGCCACCGAGCCCCCGCCCGGCAUCACAUGCUGGCAGGACGCGGACCAGCCACAGCUGCGCGCGCAAAUAAUAGGUGGAGCCAACACACCUUAUGACAAAGGUGUAUUCACACUGGAAGUGGUUGUUCCUGAGAGGUACCCGUUUGAACCACCUCAGAUCCGAUUUCUGACUCCAAUCUAUCAUCCGAACAUUGAUUCCGCGGGAAGGAUUUGUCUCGAUAUUCUCAAGCUGCCGCCAAAAGGAGCCUGGCGGCCGUCCCUCAGCAUCGCCACCGUGCUGGCUUCCAUCCAGCUGCUCAUGGCGGAGCCCAACCCCGACGACCCGCUCAUGGCUGACAUCUCCGCAGAGUUUAAAUACAACAAGCCCAUCUUCCUGGAGAAUGCUCGGCAGUGGACAGAGAAGCAUGCAAGGCAGAGACAGAUGGCUGGCGAGGAGGAGAUGCCUGGAACCCCACCAGCGGCCGGUGACUCGGUAGCACACAACACAGCACAGAAAAGGAAGGCUGGGCAGCUGGGAGGCAGGGAGAAGAAAGUCUGCCCCGAUGUGUAGGGGCUGCCGCUGGCCCUGGCCCUGGCCCUGGCCCUGGCCCUGGCCCCGGCACAGCAGAGUCUGCGUUUGGACCAGGGCAGCCUGGUUGGCCCUCCCACCUCACCUGGUUUCCUUGUAUUUGAUGACGCUGUUGCAUUUGUGCCGUAUAAAGCAGGCCUCAGGUAGUUAUGUGUUCUGCCCGUCACUGGUUCUCUAGUGGAGUUUGUUUUAUUUAGCUUGUACAUAUGUAUUUUGAGAUGUUUUAAACCUGAAAAAUAAAUAAUCACUUA
Messenger RNA from Artibeus jamaicensis (Jamaican fruit-eating bat), 1036 nucleotides. It is a transcript of the gene UBE2T, whose product is annotated as ubiquitin conjugating enzyme E2 T. Bases 18 to 767 code for a protein of 249 amino acids. The transcript has 7 exons. The record is from RefSeq and is a predicted model, not a curated record. NCBI's taxonomy places the organism in Eukaryota, Metazoa, Chordata, Mammalia, Chiroptera, Phyllostomidae.